AUGCAGUUCACAAGCCAAGUUCUCCUUGCCCUUGGGCUCAUCGCGAGCGCUUCGGCACACCCCCUUGAGGGCCGUGACGUCCAAGUUGCACACUUUACCUUCCACGGCGGCCCAGCUUCAUACGAUCUCGCCGUACCAGCUGACGGCUCCGUAGUCCUUACCAACAACGGCAUGAACAUCAACAUCAUCGACGCACCAGACUACAAUGCCCUAUCGCAGUGCACCUUCACGACUGCUGGCGAGAAGACUCUCGUGAGCAGCAUCAACACGCAGACCGGGAUGCAGUCGAUCGUCGUGGGCCCGCCCCAGCCCAUCAUCAGCGUCAGCUGCCAGGGCUCCUGCACCCCGACCUACGGCGUGUGCUACGAGAACGGCAUGUUCACCGCGCCGUGCUGCAACGGCUUCUGUGCCGCUACGCGCUGCCGCCCGUGGAACAUUACGAACACUGCGUAA
This is a messenger RNA of Hypoxylon fragiforme, 453 nucleotides long. RefSeq lists its product as uncharacterized. The record is from RefSeq and is a predicted model, not a curated record. The transcript has 2 exons. NCBI's taxonomy places the organism in Eukaryota, Fungi, Ascomycota, Sordariomycetes, Xylariales, Hypoxylaceae. Bases 1 to 453 code for a protein of 150 amino acids.